This is a messenger RNA of Ylistrum balloti, 3440 nucleotides long. Its product is annotated as centrosomal protein of 112 kDa-like. The coding region runs from base 1 to 3075 and encodes 1024 amino acids. The record is from RefSeq and is a predicted model, not a curated record. The transcript has 31 exons. NCBI's taxonomy places the organism in Eukaryota, Metazoa, Mollusca, Bivalvia, Pectinida, Pectinidae.
AUGGCAGCUAGCAUGUCUAGUGACCCAGUUUACCUGGGUUUAGACCAAAAGUUUGACAAAGUUUUGGCUGAUAUGAAACCACAUGUGUUAAAACUUCCUCAUAAAACAGAUCGACAAAAAUGUGCAAUAUGGAUCAAAAAGCUUUGUGAACCAGUCAUGGGCAUAACUGGAAGGAAGAAUCGUAAUGCAUAUGCUCAGCUGAUGUUACAUAUGCUGAAAAGAGGAGUCCUUGAGGGACCAUUCACAAGUAAACCCCAAGAUGGACCCCUUCCAACACUACCUCCUUACAUGUCAAUAUACUUCGAUGAGCCGUCUGGCAAGAAAGGACAGUUUGAGGACAAAGUACCAGAUUGGGUGGCUGGAGAACUAACAUCAUCAGUGGGGUCUUCAUUGUUCAAAACCUCUAUAGGAAACCCAACAGCAUCCUCCACAUUUAGGUCUGGGAUAUCGCCGAUCGGACAUGAAAGGGGCCUCCGCAGGAGACCACAUACCAGUAUGGGGAUAGAACUGGACAAAGAUCCCAGCAUAGCAUCACCGAUACGUGGUAUGACAUCACCAGUACAUAUCACAUCGCCAGUUAGAGGCUUAGAGCUACCAGACCAUGGCUUAAUGUCAUUUGAUGAUAUAAGUAUCGGUAGAAAGUCACCCACAAUAAAGAAGACCCACUUCCUGUCUGAUGAUGAGGAAAGCCUGCGCCUUAUCAGACAUGAUGAGAGAAAGCUUUUCAAAGAAUCACCUAAACUCAAACGGAAGAAGGAAGAAGAACUUAGCCAACCAUCUCCUCCUCCCUAUAACCCUCCAUCAGGUCUGUUUGGAGGAUCCAUUGCAUCCACAAAAUUGACUUUUGAUGUUGAUCAAACAAAGGAUUAUGGCAAAGAUAAUAUACAAAUGAAGACAAAAAUGUUAGAAGCAAGAUUUCAUGAAGAAAAAUUACGCCUACAACAAAAACAUGAUUCAGCUGUACAGAAGAUUUUAGAUAGGAAAAAUGCUGAAAUUGAAGAACUGAAAUCUCACUAUAGAUCAAAAGCCAAGGAAUUAGAAGAAACUAUUUCUAAAAUGGAAAAGAAAAUCCAAACACUAGUCAAAGAUUCUCAGACUAUGAGGGAUACCAAAGACAAACACAUUGUGGAACUCAAGAAGAUGGUAGAGGAAUCCAAUAUCACACGCAGAAACGAAUUUGAAAAAGAAUUAAAUGACAUGGUUGCUAAAUUUGAGCAAGAGAAGUUUGACAUGCAAAAGAACCAUACGAAGAGUAUACAGGAGAUUCUGGAUGACACAAAUGGCCGUCUGCUGAAAAUGGAGAAGGAGUACAAUCAACAGACUAACACAACAUCGGCAGUCAUCAAGGAGCUAGAGAAUCGCCUACAGAUCCUCAUGUCUGAGGUGGACCAGACAGCCAAGGCAAGAAAUGCUGUGGAACGAGAGAAGAUGGAUCUCGACAGUAAAUUGGAUCGCCUGACAGCUGACUUCAGAGAUAUGAGAGAAAAAUAUACAAAUCUGGAGAAGGAACAUCAGAGGACUAUAGAGGUAAAUGACCAAGAGAUGAGGACUCUGAAAAACAAAAUGGAAGCUAGUCUGGAGUUUAUGAAACAAGAACACAACAUUGCUGCAGCAAAGGCUGGGGACAACAUUUCUGAGUUAGACAAUCAUGUGGACCAGUUGAAGCGAGCUCUGAAGGAUGCUGAGGAACAGCGACAGAGACAAGUAAGAGAAAUGGAACAAGUACAACAACAAGACAAGAUCCACAUGGAGAAUCUCCACGACAAACAGACAAGAGCUAUGAAGUUGGAGACAGAACAAAUGGAACAGGACUUUCAGAAAAAGAUUAAGAAACUGGACCAGACAGUAAGAGAGAAAGAUGAUGAGAUCAAGAAAUUAACAGACAAGAAUACUCAACAAUCACAACAAGCAGAAAAAGCUCUGGAGGAGUUCAAAGGUCAAGUAGAGAAAAAUCAGGAUCGCAUGUACAACGAAAUGAAACAGCAGAUGGAGAGGGUAGAGACAGAUCUGAACAAAUCCAAACAGGCCCGUGAGAGACAAGCCCGUGAAUUCAACAAACAGUUGGAAGAUGAACGGGCUCAGCAUGAGCGACAGAUGGUGGAGCUGAAGUUGACGCUGGAACAUGACAAGGCUCAGAUGUUACAAGACUUUCACAAACAGAAGGAAAUGGUCCUUUCUCAGCACGAGAAAGACUUUCAGGACCUCAAAGAAAACCACCAGUCUGAGCUCUAUGACCUUGAUACAAGGAUGCGUGAACGCACCGACCGUGAUGCCAAAAAAAUAUCUGGUGUUGAGCGACAGAAUCAAGACCUGAGAGAAGAAAUAGUGCAGGCAAAUCAGCUACGCAAGCAGCAGUUGGUGGAGCUUGGUCUGCUGAGGGAGGAGGAGAAACAAAAGAUGCAGAGGGAACAAGAAUCUGAGCUGGCAAGACUGAGAUCCGAGAUGGAGCAACAGAGACUGGAAUUACAGAAAAAUCAUAGCACAGAGAUGGAAAAGAUGCUGGAGAAGACAAAUGGGAGAUUGAAAGAUAUUGAAAAAGAGCACAUGCAGAGAGGACAAAAGGCUACAGAGACAAUAGCAGAACUACAAGCAACAUGCAACCAUCUGAGAGAGGAAGUUAAAAGGGUACAGGAAGGAAGUGAGAAAAAGAUACAUGACUCCAACACAAAAUACCAGGAAGAAACCAAGUACAUCAAAAGGCAGUACAGUAACAAUGUUGAGAAUCUACAAACAGAAUUGGAAUCCCAGGAGGCUUGGGCUAAGGCCUGGAGCUGGAGUCUCCAGAAAGAAUUGGAAUCUCAACAGAACCGUGUCAGGACACUUGAGCGUCGACUGGACCAGCAGGAAUCAGACUUUGAAGAAAAGAUGACCCAUUUGAAGCUUGCCUAUGAGGAGAAGAUGAGAGGAAUGAUGUCCCUCUCUGUGAGACAGGAACUUGAGGACACCAUUGAGUCGCUGAAGUCUCAGGUGAACUCUCUACAGCAGAGAAGUAUCAUUCUACAGGAAGAGAUUGCCAUGGAGAACCAGUAUACACUUAGUCAAUUCCAGGCCAGCUCGCCAAUCAAAGCUGUGUAGUCCAUUCCAGGCCAGCUCGCCAAUCAAGGCUGUACAGUCAAUUCCAGGCCAGCUCGCCAAUCAAGGCUGUGUAAAGUCUUAGAGAGAAAAGUUCAGUUUGAUGAAUCAGAUUACACAGGUCCAGGCCAGCUCACUAGCAUAAGGACUAUAGGGUAGGAAGAAAUCUACCAGCCAGGAUAUGCUCUGUCUGUCACUCUAUGAUUUAAGGCGUGUAGGAAUUACAUAGAUCAGCUGCUUGGUCGUCUGUGUCAGGAACCAAGAGAAGCUCAGAGCAUAGAUUUCUCAAUACAGUCUUCUUAUUUCUGUAUUAUUUCUUUAGUUCGGUCGAAGUUUGGCUGAUAAACGAUAUGAUUCAUCACCUUUAG